Messenger RNA from Funneliformis caledonium, 213 nucleotides. The record is from the annotation of a GenBank genome assembly. Lineage: Eukaryota; Fungi; Glomeromycota; Glomeromycetes; Glomerales; Glomeraceae.
AUGAAAGUUCCGCGAAAAAAUAAGUUAUCUUCUUCGAUUGUUUAUACUAAACCUACAAAGGAACAAAAAGAAUAUUUUAAACAAAAGUCCGUUGUUGAAAAUACUCAUUUAUCAACAAACAGCUGGCUUAAAAAAUUCGUAAAUUAUCGCGAAACAGUUGGACUGACUGAUAUUCGUGAGAAUAUCACUAACUUAAAAGACUUGGAAGAAUAG